Papilio machaon (common yellow swallowtail) is the source of this 998-nucleotide messenger RNA. RefSeq names its product dehydrodolichyl diphosphate synthase complex subunit Nus1 (gene Tango14). Gene Ontology annotation, cellular component: endoplasmic reticulum membrane; dehydrodolichyl diphosphate synthase complex. The transcript has 2 exons. The record is from RefSeq and is a predicted model, not a curated record. Gene Ontology annotation, molecular function: ditrans,polycis-polyprenyl diphosphate synthase [(2E,6E)-farnesyl diphosphate specific] activity. NCBI's taxonomy places the organism in Eukaryota, Metazoa, Arthropoda, Insecta, Lepidoptera, Papilionidae. The coding region runs from base 141 to 905 and encodes 254 amino acids.
UGAUUGGACAGUUAAAAAAUGACAGCGCGACUGAUGAAUGGUCACACAUUUUAGAAAUAAUCGUGUGACCUUAUGUCAUUUUGUAUAAAAUAGCGUAAAAUGAUCAAAUAAUAUUAAAUGGAAUCUUGUCAGCUUCGAAUAUGCUCUCGCGACUAAUCCGUCAGAUUUUGUUUAUUCUCGUGCAUUUUGUUGUUAACAUACUUGUUGCAAUUCAAAAUGUUUAUCACCGGUUAUGGGUUAGAAGAUGUAAAGUUCUUGAUGAUGAGGUGACGAAAAAUGAUGUUAUUAUGAUAAAGAAGCACGUACCAAAAAUGAAGAAAAGUUUGAAGCAUUUAGUAGUGCUCGUUGACACGAAUCAUCAUUCUAUGAGUGACUUGGCGCGUUUGGUGAUUUGGAGUCUAAUAACAGGAAUACCUUACGUCAGUUUCCACGAUAUCACCGGUGAAUUGAAACAAAACGAAGAAAAGCUGUUUCUGGCUAUUGAAAAAAAGAAGAAAGGUAUACCAGGUUGCAUAAAAUGGUCAAACAAACCAGACUUAAAUGGCUACACUUAUGGAAUGAAUGCAAAUAAUGUGUUUAUUAAUAUAUUUAGUUAUAAGGAUGGAAGACCACAAAUAGUUGAAAGUAUAAGACAGAUAGCUAAAGGAGGUGUUGAUUGUGAAAAGAAAUCAAAUGAAUUUACAACCGAAGAGUUUGGGAAGGUGUUAACUCAAUUGUACAAUAAUAUUCCUGACCCGGAUCUUGUUAUGUAUACUGGACCUCACUGUUCCACUUACGGUCUGUUGCCAUGGCAAAUAAGACUUACAGAGUUUGUUCAACUCUCCCUAGAUCAUAGUGUAGAUAUUUCUAGCUAUAUAGGUGCAUUAUAUAAAUAUAAUAAAUGUGAUCAAAGAUUUGGUAAGUAGUUGAUUAUAUAUUACCCAUGCAUAAGACAGGCCUAAAUAUAAGUUGUAAUUUAUUGAAAAACACAAUAGAUUUGUCAUAGUAUUUUGCUACUG